Molecule: messenger RNA, 585 nt
Organism: Serendipita indica DSM 11827
Lineage: Eukaryota; Fungi; Basidiomycota; Agaricomycetes; Sebacinales; Serendipitaceae
Source: the annotation of a GenBank genome assembly
AUGGAGGGAAGAGCAAUCCCAAAGCAUCACGUAGAAGAGACGGAAACAACACGUUCUGUUACGCUUCCGGCGUGGACAAUCACUGCGGAAAAUCAUCCCAUCUCGAAUGCGGCUCAUCUCGAUAGGUUGGGCCUGGAGCUCGGGAUUCCGAUGCCAGAGAUGACAUUCGGACACAAUCUUAUCAGAUUGAAGCAUCGGGAAUCUGGGUGGGAAUACCAAUUUGAUACUUUGCAUGCGCUCCAGCAUGUCAAGAAUGGGCCAUUAGAGGACGGAGACGGUGCUGUAAAAGUGCGCUAUGCGGAUGAGUGGCUCAAGAGCCGGACUGACCCAAACUCGCAAACGCCACUUCCGCAGACGGUGCCAACCAAGCCGUACGACUGGACAUACACAACCAUGUACGAGGGCCACGUUUCAAACGAAGAAGGUCUCCGGUAUCCAUUUAUCAAGACACAGGACCCAUUACAUGCCAUUCCUAUGGCCGAGCUACAGAGACACGACCCAAUCCUUUUUUAUGCCCAAACACUCUUGUUUGAAGAUGAACUUCAUGACAAUGGGUCUUCAUCUCUACUAGUUCGCCUGCUUUAG